Messenger RNA from Kwoniella botswanensis, 1428 nucleotides. RefSeq lists its product as uncharacterized. The record is from RefSeq and is a predicted model, not a curated record. Gene Ontology annotation, cellular component: mitochondrial outer membrane. NCBI's taxonomy places the organism in Eukaryota, Fungi, Basidiomycota, Tremellomycetes, Tremellales, Cryptococcaceae. The transcript is spliced from 7 exons. Gene Ontology annotation, molecular function: ubiquitin-like modifier activating enzyme activity; tRNA threonylcarbamoyladenosine dehydratase activity. Gene Ontology annotation, biological process: cyclic threonylcarbamoyladenosine biosynthetic process. Bases 1 to 1428 code for a protein of 475 amino acids.
AUGCCUUUACAAGAUCUUUCAACGCGCCAGACCAUAUUCCUCACGGCGGCAGCCACGGCCAUCGCGACCAGCUCCCUCAUCCUAUCUUACCAGGCCUUGCGGCGCGAACAGCGGACUACCAAGCUCAAGAAACAGGUCGGGGAAGAUGUCGAAGAAUGGGAGAGGAGUAGAGCGGGAAGUGGACUGGGUACGCCGGAAGAGAAGAUCGAUAGGAUACUCAAGAAGGAGAGGAAUUGGAAGAAAGGGGAAUUUGAUGAGGGGUUGAUACGUGAGCAGCUCACAAGAAAUUACAAUUUCCUUGGUGAAGAAUCGAUGGACAAAGUACGGAACUCUUAUGUGGUCGUAGUAGGAUGUGGAGGAGUGGGCAGUUGGUGUGCAUUGAUGUUAUUGAGAAGUGGUGUGGGACGAUUAUUGCUUAUUGAUUUCGACCUCACCACACUCUCAUCCCUCAAUAGACAUGCAUGUGCCACGCUCGAAGAUGUAGGUACACCGAAAGUAAUAGCCAUGCAGAAAUACUUCAAGAAGGUAGCACCAUGGGCUGAGGUCGACGUACAAGUUGGAUUAUGGCGAAAAGGAUCUGAGGCCGAAAAAUGGUUAGAAGGUGCCGACUGGGUCGUAGAUGCUAUAGAUAAUUUGGAGACCAAAGCGGAUCUGUUGACCCAUUGUCAUAAGAAUGGUAUCAAGGUGUUUGCUAGUAUGGGUGCAGGCGCCAAGCAGGAUCCUACCAGAGUUCAAAUUGCCGAUAUAUCAAACACAUACGAAGAUCCUUUGGCUAGAUCGGUAAGAAGGAAACUGAGAAUUAAUGGUAUACCCGGUGGUAUUCCCGUCGUCUACUCUACCGAAGUCCCAUCAGAGAUCAAGCUCCUCCCCCUCCCCGAAGAGGAGUUCCAACGAGGUGCCGUCAAAGAACUCCAGGCAUUCGAUGAUUUCAGAGUCCGUAUCCUCCCCGUUCUUGGUCCCUUGCCAGCUAUGUUCGGAUUGAACAUCGCUACGUACAUUCUACUCGACCUAGCAGGAAAGACACUAGACGAUUACGCCGAAAUCAAGAAUCGUAAAAAACUAUAUCAAUCUUUGGAAAAAAGCCUAAUGAAGUUCGAGAAAGAUCUAAGAGGAUUGAGGGAAAUGGAGAGGAUACCUAUCAAUUCUGAUGAUAUCGGAUUCGUAUUUGAUGAUUUAUAUGCUGGACGAUCAUCUAUCCCUCCUUAUGAGAUAUUAUCCAAACCAUCUGUGAUAAGGUGGGAUAAUCACAAACCGUUGGAUGUAGAUAAUUUGGUUGUCAUGGGUCCUAAGGAGAAUAAGCGGCAUCAGGAUCUGAUAUGGAAAGAAGGGAAGAGUCUGGAAGAUGUUUAUGGGAAAGAAACGGUUGAGAGGAUAAGUAGGAAGAGUGCGCAAGCUAGGAGGGUGAUGAGUUGGAGAAGGAAUGAGUAA